Orbilia oligospora ATCC 24927 is the source of this 1464-nucleotide messenger RNA. RefSeq lists its product as uncharacterized. Lineage: Eukaryota; Fungi; Ascomycota; Orbiliomycetes; Orbiliales; Orbiliaceae. The record is from RefSeq and is a predicted model, not a curated record. Gene Ontology annotation, biological process: tricarboxylic acid cycle. The coding region runs from base 1 to 1464 and encodes 487 amino acids. The transcript is spliced from 6 exons. Gene Ontology annotation, molecular function: acyltransferase activity, acyl groups converted into alkyl on transfer.
AUGGCGGUCACCAAAUCCACACCCUCCGACUCAAUCACAGUCCGCGACAACCGUACCGGUAAAACCAUCGAUAUCCCCAUAAACCACAACAGCAUCCCCGCCACGGCCUUCAAAUCGCUCGUAGCCCCUCAAGAUUCCAGAAACCCAUCUCAUAGGGAUGAAGACGACUUUGCCGCCGGUCUCAGAGUCUAUGAUCCCGCUUUUAUGAAUACCGCUGCGUUGAGCAGUAAGAUCACAUACAUCGAUGGCGAGAAAGGCACCUUGAUGCAUCGGGGGUAUCCUAUCGAACAACUCGCCGAAAAGUCUGAUUUCUUAGAAGUAGCCUACCUCCUAAUCUACGGCGAACUACCCAACAGACCACAAUCCGAACGUUGGCAAUGGGAAAUCAUGCACCACACUUUCCUUUCCGAUGAUCUAUCCCGCAUGAUGCAAGCCCACCGUUACGACGCCCAUCCCAUGGCGAUCUUCGCAUCUACUUUUAGCGCCAUGUCUGCUUUUUCACCGGAAGCCAAUCCGGCGUUACAAGGUCAGAACCUUUAUAUAAAUGAUAAGGCGGCGAUGAAUAAACAGAUUGUCAGGAUUUUGGGGAAAGCUACGACGGUGGCGGCGAAUGCUAUGAGGAUCAGGAUUAAUCGGCCGUUUGUGCUGCCAAGAUCGGAUUUGACUUAUACAGAGAAUAUGUUGUUCAUGAUGGAUCAUAUGAAUGAACCUAGCUCUUACGUUCCAGACCCUAGAUUGGCCAAAGCGCUCGAUGUUCUCUUCGUUCUUCAUGCCGAUCAUGAAAUGAACUGCUCAACCGCCGCAAUGACACACGUCGGUUCCUCCCUCGUCGAUCCCUACAGCGCCAUCGCCGCCGCCGCUUGCGCACUCUACGGACCUCUCCACGGUGGAGCGAACGAGGCCGUAAUCCGAAUGCUUCAGGGUAUUGGUAGCGUUGACAAAGUACCCGCGUUCAUUGAAGGGGUGAAGAACCGAAAGCAAUUGCUAUUCGGAUUCGGACAUAGAAUUUAUAAAAAUACGGACCCGAGGAGUAAGAUUAUUAGAGAGGUUGCGGAUACGGUGUUUGAAAUUAUUGGGGCGAAGGAACCGUUGAUCGAGGUUGCUAUUGCGUUGAAGGAUGCGGCGUUGAAUGAUCCUUGGUUCCAAGAAAAGAAGCUAUAUCCAAAUGUAGACUACUGGUCCGGAUUAGUCUACAAAGCCCUCGGAUUCCCAUUGGACUUCUUCCCAGUCCUCUUCGCGGUCCCAAGAGUCGCCGGAUGGAUCGCACAUUGGAAACAACAGAUCGAUUCGGGAACGAAUAAAAUCGCUAGACCUAGACAACUUUAUAUCGGAGAGAAGAGAAGGGAUUAUGUACCUUUGGACCAAAGGCAGGAUACCGGAGAACCAAAGGAUAGCAGAGUCGGGUUGAAGGAGUUGCCGCAUUAUAUGAGCAAGAGGAAACUCUUGCCGUCGGCGAAGUUGUGA